AUGCCGGUUGUUAAGGGAGGAGUGUGGACUAAUAUUGAGGAUGAAAUCCUCAAAGUUUCUGUUUCUAAAUAUGGUCUAAAUCAAUGGGCGCGUGUCUCGUCAUUGCUACCGCGAAAAACACCCAAACAAUGCAAAGCAAGAUGGAACGAAUGGCUCGAUCCUAGCAUCAAAAAGAUAGAAUGGAGCAAGGAAGAGGACGAGAGAUUGCUUCAUUUGGCCAAGUUGAUGCCAACUCAAUGGCGAACAAUCGCUCCUAUUGUUGGCCGCACUGCAAACCAGUGUUUAGAACGUUACCAGAAACUCCUCGAUGAAGCCGAGCAACGAGAAUCUUCAAGCCUUGGCUUAACCGGUCCCGAAGGCGGCGAGACUCAAGCACCCACAGCCGAUGAUGUACGAAGACUACGACCAGGUGAGGUCGAUCCAGAUCCCGAGAGCAAACCCGCGAAACCCGACACCAUCGAUCUCGACGAGGAUGAGAAAGAGAUGUUAAGCGAGGCGCGUGCUCGCUUGGCUAACACACAAGGAAAGAAGGCAAAGCGAAAAGCCCGAGAGCGUCAACAAGAAGAAUCGCGUCGGCUUGCUGCUUUACAAAAACGCCGAGAACUCAAGACCGCUGGUAUCAACAUCAAGGUGGUAACUCGUAAGAAGGGGCAGAUGGACUACAAUGCCGACAUCCCAUUCGAGAAAGCACCCGCUCAAGGAUUUUAUGAUACUGUGGACGAGCAAACACGAAACGAGAAGCAACGAGCUGCUUUCGAUCCUCGGAAGCAGCAGCUUGCGAACAAGCGUAAAGGUGAACAGGAUGACGAGGCCGAAAGGAAGAGACGGAAAAACGAUAAGGAUGCUCCUUCAGCCUCUAUGCAAGCUGCCUUGAAGGCCGGACAAAUGCAAAAGAUUCGGGAAGCAGAGCAAAGUAGCAAGAGGCGAGCUCUUGUUCUUCCAACUCCCCAAGUCAGCGAUGGUGAGCUUGAGGAUAUAGUCAAGAUGGGUAUGAUGGGCGAGCGAGCAAACCUGCUUGCUCAGGCUAGCGAGAACGACGCGACUAGGGGAUUAGUGAACACUUACUCUACCCUGAACUCGCAAACGCCUAUUCGAACACCUAUGGCUCCGCCACAGGAAGAUCGGGUUGCCAAUGAAAUAAGGAAUAUUCGAGCUCUUACAGAAAACCAGUCGGCAUUAUUAGGAGGAGAGAAUGUCGAUCUUCAAGAGGGGGCUGGUUCGACGGGGUUCGAAGGUGCCACCCCUCGAAAGCAAGUAAUGUCGACACCUAACCCCUUAGCUACGCCUCUACGUGCCGGCAUUAAUGAAGUCGGUGCUACACCUCGGAGGCCCGGUCAAACACCACUACGGACUCCCAGGGAUAGCUUCGCGCUGAACGCUGGCGAUGGGGAUAUGUCCCUGGUAGGGGGAUCGACCAAUGAUAUGCGACUCCGAGACUUAUCAAUGAAGCAUCAGCUCAAGCAUGGUCUCGCUUCCCUGCCCAAACCGAAAGAAACAGAAUGGGAGCUCGAGAUACCAGAGGAUCAACGAGAAGUUAUGAUGAUGGACGAAACCGAAGAGGAUGCUGAAGUACGGGAUCAACGGGAACGUGCUAUUAGGGAAGCUCGAGAGCAACUAGAGAGGAAGAGACGGACCCAAGUGAUACAAAAACAAUUACCACGACCGGAAUCUGUUAACUUCGAAGCCCUUAUCCAACAGACAUCCUCGAUUUCCGACCCCAUCGAAGCUCAAAUUGCUAAAGAGGCUGCUUUACUUAUCGCGAAUGAUGCGGUGAAGUUCCCGGUACGAGGUGUUAAAUCCAGUGUUGGUCCUACCCAAAUACAGCAGAUCGAUGACGCCUCGCUGGCUGAGGCACGACUAAAGAUCCUUAUGGAGGUCAAUAAUAAGCCUAAACCCGAGGAGAUCCAGGCAAGUUGGGAGCGAGAGGGCAGCAAUGCACUUCUCCUUGGAUUAGGUUGCUACGAAGAUGAUGACGAGGAAGAGCAGGCGGUAGCGAUGAAAGCCGCUUUCGACGCGGUACAAGAUUCUACGAUGGAAACUGUGGAGAAGUGCGCAAAACUUGAGAAGAAGCUUACACUCCAUCUAGGCGGGUAUCAGCAGCGAGCUAAGACGCUCCGCUCGAAGAUGGGUGAGGCAUACGAAGCCUUUGAAAAGGCAAACUUCGCUCUCAGCGCAUUCAGAACGCUGGCUGUGUCGGAGGAGAUCGCUGCUAGGAGUCGACUAGAGGCCUUGAGGGAGGAAGUCGGCUAUGUCAGCCGCAGAGAACGUGAGGCGCAGGAAGCGUAUCGCCAGACCAAGGAGGAGCUCGACGCCUUAGUGGACGGCGUCAACGGCUACCAUUAA
Messenger RNA from Daldinia childiae, 2343 nucleotides. Its product is annotated as Pre-mRNA-splicing factor cef-1. Lineage: Eukaryota; Fungi; Ascomycota; Sordariomycetes; Xylariales; Hypoxylaceae. Gene Ontology annotation, biological process: mRNA splicing, via spliceosome. Gene Ontology annotation, cellular component: Prp19 complex; spliceosomal complex. The record is from RefSeq and is a predicted model, not a curated record. Bases 1 to 2343 code for a protein of 780 amino acids. The transcript is spliced from 2 exons.